GGUGACGUCACAGUCAGUGUGACCAGCAUGAGGCGCAUAGUCAGUGUGGGUUUGUUGAGGCAGAUCAGUUUAUUAGGUAGAAAUCUGCCUUCUCAGCUGACAGCAGGUCAACAACGAGUCUGUUCUCUGAACUUCUGCAGGAAAUCAUCGAGAGACAACAACAACAACAACAACAACAUGGACCUGAGUGACAUGAGGAAGAAAUACAAAGGAGACGAGGAGUGUUUUGAGGAGAGUCAGCUGGUAUCUCUGGACCCAAUCAAACAGUUUGGGGACUGGUUCGAUGAAGCCACAAAGUGCCCUGAAAUCGGAGAAGCCAACGCCAUGUGCAUCGCCACAGCCACCAAAGAUGGACGUCCCUCCGCUCGUAUGGUCCUCCUGAAAGGUUACAGCGACGAGGGAUUCCGAUUCUUCACCAACUACGAGAGCAGGAAGGGCUCUGAGCUGGAAACCAACCCAUACGCAUGUCUGGUCUUCUACUGGGAACCCAUCAACAGACAGAUUCGCAUUGAGGGCUCAGUGGAACGAAUCCCCUUCCAGAGCUCCAGCGACUACUUCCACUCCCGACCAAAGAGCAGCCAGAUCGGCGCCGUCGUGAGCCGACAGAGCACUCCGGUUCCUAACAGAGAUUUUCUAAGGCAGAAAAAUGCAGAACUGGAGGAGAAGUACAAAGACACAGAUGUUCCGAUGCCUGAUUACUGGGGCGGCUACAUCGUCAGGCCUCACCUGAUGGAGUUCUGGCAGGGUCAGACCAACCGGCUCCACGACCGCAUCGUCUUCAGCCGGCCGAAGGACGGAGAGUCGGAGCUGGGGGAGUUCCAGCACGCUGCAGAGGGAGGCUGGGUGUACCAGCGACUGUCACCCUGAGAAUAACCUCAGAUAUCAGACUGUCAUCUGCAGGAAAAAAUCAUACUUGAAGUAACCGCUCAUCUCUAGGUACUGAAUCAAAUAGAUGCUACUGUGUGUAGAUUCAUCAACAAGCCGAACGUCACUGUGUUCUUGAUGUUAGUCCACUUUGUUCAGUGGUUACCAUGGAUACCAGAGGUGUGACACAAUCUGUACAACUUUAUAUGUUCCUCACAUUAUGAAGCAGAAAUAUGCUGUGUAGGUUUUACAGAAAGAGAGCAAACUCCACCUGGUCCUGUUAAAUAAUGACUGAAAGUGACGCUGGUUAUUCAACAGUGUUCUUGUUCUUGUUGUUAAGUCUUAAUUCUUUAAAAGCACAACCUGUCCUACUGACCGUCCCCCACUGACGCAACUCUCUGUCGUCCAUUUUCAAUGUUGAAAUAAUAGUAACACUUUGAUUUUACAGGUCUGUAAUUUCCUAAUAAGUUCCAAGAAGUUUUACUAGAAAUAUAUAGUUUGUAAUUUUAUACUAAUUACAAAGAAAUAGAGACAAAAGUCCUGAGACAGCUGGUUGAGUUGAGUUUACAUAUUAUUGAUUUUCAGAGGAAUUGAUCCAUUUAAUCCCAAAUAUAUACACUGAAUGGCCACUUUAUUAGGUACACCUGUACAAUCUAAUGCAAUCCAGUGUUAAUUCAGCUCUAUGUUUUAAAUUGGUGGUGGUGUUAAACUGAACUGCUUUAUACUGAGUAUGUAAAUAUGGAGGAACACCACUCAAUAUAAUGUACACCACCACCUUUAUCUAUGACCACAGUAAUAAACACAUAGUUAAAUUUACACAUUUCAUUAUAAACUCUGUAAAGGAAGAAUUUAUGUAUUGUAUUAAAUAGAUUACACAGGUGUAGGCUACCUAAUAAUAGUAAAGGACUGUCUUCAUACUUCAGACACUGUCCAUUUCUGUUAAAAAUAAUAAUUUAAAUUUAUUGAAUAAAUAAAAAUAAUAACAUUUAUAUCAAUGAAUUAAAUUAAUACAAAUAAAAAAUAUAUUAAUUCAUUAAAUUGAUUGAAAAAAAUUCAAAUAAUCAUAAAGAAUUAAAAUAAAUUGUAAAUUUGACUCUUGACAAAUGCUGACCUGCUGAACACUUACUGAAGAUCUCCAGGUUAUGUUAUCAUUUAAAUUUAAUUAAUUAAAAGCAUAUUGAACAGCUGUCUCCAUUUGUCCUUAUAAUUAGUACAAGAUUACAUACCAGGAACCUUCUUAUGAAUUUACAGUUAUAUAUCAGUGUCUUUCUAGGAAAUUUUAAGGAAAUAUAGGAGCAAUAAAAUAUUAGUGUUACUAAAUUAUUCUGACUUUAAUUCAUUUUGAAUUGAUUGUAGCCGUCUUAAAUGAAGACAGUGGUCUAACUGCCUUUUAAUAAUGAAAUUAAAAGAGCUGAUGAUGUGAAUUGUGCCAACUGCCAUAAUUAUGUGUCUCUUGUACUAUUUGUGAAUAAUAUUGAUGUUUACUUUGACUUGAUUUAACAAUGGAAUAGAGUAAUAAAGUUUAAUUUGUAACUGA
Molecule: messenger RNA, 2401 nt
Organism: Sebastes umbrosus (honeycomb rockfish)
Lineage: Eukaryota; Metazoa; Chordata; Actinopteri; Perciformes; Sebastidae
Gene: pnpo
Product: pyridoxamine 5'-phosphate oxidase
Exons: 7
Coding region: 28-867 (279 amino acids)
Biological process (GO): pyridoxine biosynthetic process; pyridoxal 5'-phosphate biosynthetic process
Molecular function (GO): pyridoxamine phosphate oxidase activity; FMN binding
Source: RefSeq, a predicted model, not a curated record